Messenger RNA from Penicillium expansum, 528 nucleotides. RefSeq lists its product as uncharacterized. NCBI's taxonomy places the organism in Eukaryota, Fungi, Ascomycota, Eurotiomycetes, Eurotiales, Aspergillaceae. The record is from RefSeq and is a predicted model, not a curated record. The transcript has 2 exons. Bases 1 to 528 code for a protein of 175 amino acids.
AUGUCACGGUGGGCCACUCGUCAAGCCCCUCCUCAGGAGGAGGCGAGCCGUGGGCUGGCUCGCUCCGGCACGAACAGCGCCCGUGAGGGCCCGCCCGCCAGCACCACCACCACCGCCGCCGCCAGCACCACCCCCGCCGCCAACAACCCCGGGCCCGCUACAUCGUUGUCUCCUGACAGCGAUGUUGAAAUGCCGCCUCUCCCACCUUCCCCCAGCUACCUUGGGCUCGCUAUAAAAUACAUGCUGCUAUGCGGGGAUGGCGUCCAAGAGCCUGUUCCCGAUGAUGAGUGUCCCCUUCCCUCUGCAAUGUACCUCUCGCUCUUUUAUCUCUCAUUUCCCUCCCAGGCUCCCAGUAGAGAAGAUGCAUGGGCUGCCGCCUCCCGCCAUCCGGUGAGUAGGAAUGGUAUGGCUCGAUCUGGUGAAUUUGACUCUGGAAUCAAUGCGGGCAGAAUGUGGACUUGCAUUCGCACCUUCUUUUCCCAGGCGGCUGCCAACAAGCAUGUGGAUUUGGAUGCCAAGAAUCAUUAG